UAAAGUUCAGUGUGAUUAAAAGUGUUGUUAGCAUGGAUUCAUCAUCCGAUGGUUCUCUAGACGAGGAGGAAGUAUUCAAGAAUUUUGAUAACGAAGCUCAAGUCAUUGUACGUAGUGGUUCACUUGCAAAAAAAUCUGCUGAUCGGUAUCUGUUAGUUUAUAACACAUACCAGGCAUGGAGAGAAGAUAAUAAAAAGUCAUUAUCAAAGAAUGAAGAGAAUAAUUUGAUUGUUUAUUUCGAGGGGUUAAAAUCAAAACUCUCACCACCGACUUUGUGGAGUAUAUGGAGUAUGUUGAAGAAAACUCAUUUGAUAAAAACGAACGCAAAAGGUUACAGACUUCGAAAAGCUUUUGUGCUGAAAUGGGAACAAAUUAUGGAAUUUAUGAAUACAGCCCCAGAUUAUGAUUAUUUAGCGAAAAAGGUUAUACUUAUUUUCGGAAUUUGCGGUUGCAUGAGAUGUUUCGAAAUUAGUAAUCUUCUACAAGAAAAUGUUGAGGACUUGGGAGAUAAGAUUCUGGUUACGAUUAAUGAUAAUAAGAAUGAUUAUCCGGAAGUGAUUAACAAUCCUGGAACUAGCUCCGGAGUUCGCUCGUUACCUUUGGUGCAGGACAUUAGCAACUCAGGAACUAACUGUCAUGAUAAACACCCAGCUAGUUUGCAGACGAUUAAUAAUCCCGAAACCAAUUCUCAGCAUAAACUAUCAAAUAGUACCCAGGUGAUUAAUAGCCCUGGAACCGAGUCUCGAAAUGAACAGUCAACCGAUGCGCCGGCGAUCACCAACGCUGAAACUGACAACGAUGAUUUUCAUGUCAAUUGGGAUGACUUUGAAGAGGACUUUACUGUUGACAAUGUUAAUUCGAUACAAGAUCGAAGUGUAAAAAGUGGUUUUACAACUGCCAGGAACAAGACAAUACUGAUACCAGUAAUAAAUCAAAGUGACAUAAAUAAUAAUACAAAACAAUUGUUUACCAACAAGACAGCGGUGAAAUUAAAUUUUAGUCAUCAAGAGAAAAGUUACCAAGCGUCAUUAAAAAAAACACAAAACAAUGAUAAACACACUAUUCGCACUAAUAAAGACACGGCUUCCAUAAUGGAGAAAGGAGGGUUAAAAUUAGAACAUUGCACCUUAAAUAAUUGUGUUUUCAACCUAAAUUUA
Cotesia congregata is the source of this 1157-nucleotide messenger RNA. Lineage: Eukaryota; Metazoa; Arthropoda; Insecta; Hymenoptera; Braconidae. The record is from the annotation of a GenBank genome assembly.